Molecule: messenger RNA, 4284 nt
Organism: Malaya genurostris
Lineage: Eukaryota; Metazoa; Arthropoda; Insecta; Diptera; Culicidae
Product: venom allergen 3 homolog
Exons: 5
Coding region: 163-966 (267 amino acids)
Source: RefSeq, a predicted model, not a curated record
UAUUGAGUGAUGAGAAGGAUGAAAAACUAAACCACUUCGCACGAGAGAGUGUGACAGUUCCAUUUCUGUGAAGUACUUCUUUUAACAAGGAAAGUGAACCUUAAUUUGUCUACCAAUCGGGACCUGACACUUACCGUUUUAUUUAUUUACAGUCAUUCUUCCAUGAGGACCAGUAAGAGAAUAAUCUACAUCAUGCGGCUUAUUUUAGUAAUGAUCAUAACAACUUUGGUGAGAUCUUCCCAGUCGGUUGAUUACUGCAACGCCUCACUAUGUGCCCCUGGAAUUCCUCAUAUCGCGUGCAACGGGUUAGCAUCAUUAGCACCCAAGUGUGGCCCAAACUCGCAAGAAAUUGUGCUGGAUCAGGAGAAACGCGCUAUCAUCGUAGAUUUACACAAUCAACUUCGAAGUAACGUUGCUACGGGAAAACAGCUCUGUACCAAGAGCGAGUACUACCCAUCAGCUGCAAGGAUGGGCACAAUGGUUUGGAAUGGAGAACUGGCAGACAUUGCAGCAGCCAACGCACGUCAAUGUGUCUAUGGUCAUGACAAGUGUCGAAAUACAGAGACCCUGAAAGCCGUAGGUCAGAAUAUUGCCAUCAAAAGCUACUACGGCAUGACCAUUGCUGAUGUCGAUCUUAUCAAUUUGUUUAUAAACACUUGGUUUUUGGAAUAUCGCUUUGCGAACAAAACUGUAAUCGCUAAGUAUCCUCGUGGUUAUAAUGGACCUGCGAUUGGACACUUCACUCAGAUAGUCUCGGAUCGUGCAACACAAAUAGGAUGCUCCUUUGUAGGAUUUUAUGAUUGGCCAUGGAUUAGAAAGUACUUUGUGUGUAACUAUUCAAUAACCAAUGUCGUCGGUCAAGCCGUUUACCAGACAGGAAGCUCGUGUUCCAACUGUACAUCAGGCUGCAAUUCUAAGUACCCAGGAUUAUGUAACGAAUCUGAAGUUAUUAAAUCAAACCCGUGAAAAUAAAGUAUAUGUGAACAUGCUUUUACAUUUACAGUCUGUUACAUAAGAGCCUGGUCACGAUUACUCGCGUUCGGUAAAGUGGAAUGGUGUGAUUUUUUUAACACAGAGGGCAGUAGUGUCCUUCAUGUAAUGCGAGAAUAAAUAUUCUGACUAUUGUUUACAAUUCGAUCUCAGCAUUUUUUCAAAAUGAGUACCGCGUACGUUUCGCGCUUCGAAGAAGUGUUUUUGUGACUGGCCAAACUGCCGCGGCGAAAUACAUGCAAAAGUCGAAACAGUUUGUGAGUAAGUGGAUGAAUCAUUUUAAGGGGGGGUUGGGUCUAAAUGAUGAAAAAUAUCAUCAUUUUAGCGAUUUUUUUUUCAGAAUUAUCGUUCAACAACACUUGACCGUUGACGACGAUGGCAGCUUCGAAGCGCGAAGCGUACGCGGUACUCUUUUUGGAAAAAUGCUGAGAUCUAAUUGUAAACAAUAGUCAGAUGAUUUAUUCUCAGCAUUGCAUGAAGGACACUAUUGUCCUCUCUGUUAAAAAAAAUCACACCAUUCCACUUUACCGAUCGAGAGUAAUCGUGACCACGCUCUUAUGUAGAAGACUGUAGAGGAAUCCUUGAUAUGGAUUUCUAAUCUGGAUUUCCAAGAUCCUAAUUUUGUGGGAAAAACUUAAUUAAUUAAGUACGCAAUGAAUGAUUAUAGGACUACAACCUAUCAGUUGUCAGUUCCAUGUGGUUGUUUAUACUACGGAUGACAGAAACCGAACUUUUUAAAGCUUUUAAUAUUCAAAAGUCCCAGGUUUUCCAAUAAUUACCUUCCCUAGGUUUAUUGUAACUAUAGAAUGAGCGAUGAUUGAUUACUUACGAACAAAAAUUGCCACAAUGCGUCAUUAUUACGCUCGUAACAGGGAUGAAUUUUGUUUUGUAUUUUUAUGACGUUUUCUCUUGAUAAAACUGAAACUGACCCAGUGUAAUUUCAUCAAACAAACACUUUUCACAAAACUGUGUUGGCUUCGCACUUAGAAACGGAGGUUUGAGCCAAUCUGAUAUAAAAAUGAGGUUCGAAACGUUCAAACAAAUACAAAUAAUAACACCCCUAGGUCCAAUACAAACGUAUCGCUAUUAUUUGGUUCAACUAAUUAUCAAUUUAGCCUAGGCCUUUCUUAUAUCCAUCCUUGACAACUGAACACCUCUGAGCUCUGAGACUGAUUUGCACUAACUUAGAAUCAAAACAAAGGUCUCUUGGUCCAAUACGUUGUUAUUGAGUUUUACCCGGAUCGAACUUCCGGUUCGGGGGUAACAGGGUAAAAUGAGCACAAAAAUAAAGAAAAAGUGCACUCGAUUUUUUCAGAGGCCUCUCAACCGAUUUUCUUCCAUUAGGAUUCAAAUUGAAAGCCUUACAGUUCCAUUGAUGGCUAUUAAAUUUCAUCUCGAUCCGACUUCUUGUUCGGGAGUUACGGAGAAAAUUUACAAAAUGAACCUGCACUUGAUUUUCUCAGAAAUGGCUUGACCGAUUUUCAUAAGCUGGAUUCAUAAGCUCUUAAAACUAUUCAAUUUUUUUUAGAACAUUUCAUCCAGAUUUAACUUUCGGUUUCGAAACUAGAGUACAAUAAGUGGAAAAUGUUCAAUUUUUUUAUAAACGAGGGCAAUCACAAGUACAAAUCCCAUAAAACUGACUGAUAGAUUCGUCUAGUUUGAAGAAUUUAUUAAUUUUUAGGCAUAUACAAUUGAUUCGGCACUAAUAGUUUUCCAUUUCCAGUUCCGGAAGCACCGAAGGAAGUACGAGCUGACACGGAAGAAGAAAACAUAACUCGCCUUUACAAACAAUGCACAAAGCGGGUUUUGUUUGAUUUCGUACACGCUAUAAAGAAAACGAAAACCAACACCUAAGCUGAUUGCUUACUCACUUUCCUCAGAUAAAACGUGACCGAUUUUCACAAACUUAGAUUCAAAUUAAUGGUUUCAUGAUCCCAUACAAAGCUUUCACGAAUUUCGAAUACAACUUUCGGUUUUGAAAUUACAGGGUGAAGAGUAUUAAAAAUUGUACAGCGUCACUUAAAGGGGCGAAACCAAAAACGUGGAAAAGUUCUGGUUGAAAUUCUGCGUUUUCAAAAUGUCGCGUAUUGAAAAGGAAGUGAAAAUUAAGGUUCUGGACACAUGCCUAAGUGAGAAGGGUAUUACUAUGCGAAAAUUGGCGAAGCGGUUUGGAAUUCAUCAUGCCAGUGUUAAAACCAUCAUUAAUAAGUUUGGGGAACACUAUUCUAUGGAUGAGCUACCAGGAAGAAGCAGAAAACCCGGUUCUUCCAACCGGAAACUGGAGCAGAAAGUGGUAUCUCUAAUAAUGAAGAAUAAAUCAAUGUCAAUACGUGAUUUGGGAAAAAAAAGCAGGAACGAGUGUCGGAAUGAUCCAGCGUAUCAAGAGGCGAAAUCACCUGAAGACCUACAAGAAGCAGGAAAUCUCGAAACAAAGUGUAAAACAGAAAAAGCGAGCAGCAACAAGGGCCCAAAAAUUGUAUUCGCGUCUUUUGCAGUGUCCGGAUACAUGCGUUUUGGUGGACGAUGAGACUUAUGUAAAGGAUGUCUCUAAAACCCGUCCAGGUCCACAAUACUUAAUUGUCGUCGUUGGACAGGUCGAUUCAAGUGGAGAAAUUCGGUACUGGUAUGGCAAGCAUUAUGUUCCUGUGGUUUGAAACCAACCAUUUUUUACACUACAUAAACUAUAAAUGCAGAAAUCUAUCGAUCUGAGUGUAUCCAGAAGAGAUUCCUGCCUUUAUAUAAGAAGCAUAGUACACCUCCACUGUUUUGGCCGAUUUAGUGUCAAUGGGCUUGCGGAAAAGGGUAUAAAUAUCGUUGAGAAAAAAAAAACAAUCCACCAAAUUGCCCUCAGCUUCGACCCAUCGAACGUUACUGGGCAAACGUGAAGAGGGUCUUCAAGAAGACUGAUAAGGCUGCUGGGAACAUGCAGGAGUUCAAAAAAAAUUGGGCUCAAGCGUCCAAAAAAUGCGAUGCAACACUUGUCAGGAACUUGAUGAAGAGCGUUCGAUCGAAAGUUCGAAAAUUCGUGAAGGAAUAACUUAAAUUUCCUCCGGUUUUCAUUAUGCUCAAUUAUAACCUCGUUCAAUAUAGGAUCAAAUUUUAGCUUGAAUAAAUUAUUGUUUUUUAUCAUAAUUUGAAAGAAAAAUUUGUGGAUAGCUUAUUUUCGAUACACUCCCUAAUUAACAGAAUCUGUCAUUAGCUUUCAGGCCCAUUUGAAAUGUUAACAUCGGAAUUAUAUGAACCCAUCUUUUUAUGAAUUGCGUCGUUUCAAUAAAUCUACAGAUACGAAAACAA